Molecule: messenger RNA, 312 nt
Organism: Haemonchus placei
Lineage: Eukaryota; Metazoa; Nematoda; Chromadorea; Rhabditida; Trichostrongylidae
Source: the annotation of a GenBank genome assembly
AUGCGUGAAGCAGAGUGGGAUUCGUGGUGCCAACCUCCAUCAAAGAACGAAGAUAAGGGUCGUCGUUACACACGUCAGGGCAUCGAAGUUCAGGUGGACUGGACGGAUACAUUAUGCAAUAUUGUGAUGAUCGUUAAACCGGGCCGGCUACUGACUGGCUCCCUCGGUACGUCAAGCACCAGGACGGCCACUGACGCGAUGGCUCGACUACAUCAGGGAAGCUCUGGACGAGAGAAUGCUGUAGAGAGGAGAUGUUACUAUUGCCCUCCUCAAGGAAGUCGAAGAUCGGCGAGACGGCACGUUACUAGGUGA